AUGGGAGGCAAACAAAGCCAAACGGGAUUACAACGUAGGGGACCGGUGGACUUUGUGGGGAGGGUGCGGUCCAGGCCCACAACCACCAAAAGAUUGACGGAAGUUAGCGGCUGGGCGGCAACGGUGAUUACGUGGACAGUGGUUACGUGGACAGUGGGGGGAGCUGAGAUGACGAUGGGGAAUUCCGAAUGGUCGAGCCCUGCCCCCGAUUCCGUGAGCGUUUUCGGGAUAUAUUUGCCCGAUCAUAGAGAGGGUGCCUAUGUAGUCGGUGUGGUCGGUCUGCCUAUGGAUGGGAUCAUUGGCGGUGGUGAGUCGGUGUCGGUUCAGCGGCGGCUGAGACAGACGGACGAGCCCAUCCGGAGUGAAUGGCGGUCCCUCCGGAUGUACUCCGUGCUGUAUUUGAUCGAGUCGCUGCGGCUUAAUGGCGAGCGGAGGGAUGACGAACGCAGCUGA
Sodiomyces alkalinus F11 is the source of this 453-nucleotide messenger RNA. RefSeq lists its product as hypothetical. Lineage: Eukaryota; Fungi; Ascomycota; Sordariomycetes; Glomerellales; Plectosphaerellaceae. The record is from RefSeq and is a predicted model, not a curated record. The transcript is spliced from 3 exons. The coding region runs from base 1 to 453 and encodes 150 amino acids.